This is a messenger RNA of Effrenium voratum, 582 nucleotides long. The record is from the annotation of a GenBank genome assembly. NCBI's taxonomy places the organism in Eukaryota, Dinophyceae, Suessiales, Symbiodiniaceae.
AUGGGGCCUGACCUCUACCAAGAGCUGAAGCAGAGGUUGGGCUUCUAUGGCACGGAGGAGACGGAGGAGGAGGAGGACAAGACAGCUGCAGUGGUGAAAAAGCAACUCGAGGAAACUUUUGCCUUCAGCUCAUACUUGGCUGCCAAUGUGCAGCGAGGGAUGAAGGAUUCCAUCGAGCUGCACGCAGGCACUUGGAUCACCAUCAGCAUCCUCUUUGCGGUCCUGGCAAUGAUGUGCCGCUUGUUGCGGGUCAGCAUCUUGGGCGUGAUGCCGGUCUUUGUCUGCCUGGCUCUGCUGAUUGUGUUGCUUAUGGUGCUCUUGACCAGGUCGCGGCAUCGUGCCAUCAGCAGGCACAGCCAGAAAUGGCUGGAGCGGAUCGAGCGCAAUCCUGCCCCGCGUAGAUCAGUCAGCGGCCGCAGUAUAGAUGUUGGAGCUUCGGAAGAUCCCACGCACGCCUACGACUCCUACGACUAUGCCGCAGACGCGCCAGCAAAUACGCUGUCCGCGACCUUGCAGGGCCGCGGCAAGUAUUCCUUCGAGAAGUUCAUCAAUCGCUUCCUCCAGAUCUUCCUGCCGCUGUAG